Molecule: messenger RNA, 1236 nt
Organism: Saprolegnia parasitica CBS 223.65
Lineage: Eukaryota; Oomycota; Saprolegniomycetes; Saprolegniales; Saprolegniaceae
Exons: 5
Coding region: 1-1140 (379 amino acids)
Source: RefSeq, a predicted model, not a curated record
AUGCUGCGCCGUGGCCUCCUCUCGACGAGCAAGCACCUCCUGGGCCGGCCGACGCCGAGCUUCGCCCGGUCGGCCUCGAGCCUGCCGCGGUCUGCUGCUGCGGUUGAUGCGACCGACGUCUCGCAGACGAUCGCGCAGGCCAUGGCCGAAGAAGAGCGCAAGCGGAAGCGCAAGGCCGAGCACAUGCCGAUCCGCGCCGUGCACUUGGCGCGCAAGAUGGACAUCGUCUCGCUCUUUCAGCGACUCUACACGGACCGCUUCAAGGUGAGCCACUACUUGUACAAGGACUCGGUCGUGCUGCGCCUCAGCAGCGGCAACGACAACGCGCCCAACCCAUGGAUUGCGCACCUGAACAACUCGGUCAAGACGUCGGCGUCGACGUUCCCGCCCGAACUCCCGCCGAGCGCAGCGCUUCCCGAGAACCCGGAGAUUCCGUCGCGCCGCGCCAAGGACAAGUGGGUCGUCUACUUUGACUACGGCGCCGUCGUCUUCUUCAACUGCGACGACUCGCUCACGACGACGCUCAUCAAGCACGCCAAGAAGCUGCUGCUUGUCGCCGACCCGACGCAGAAGGGGUGGAGCGAGCUCAAGGAGAACAACAUUCGCGUGCAGGAGAUCGACCACGUCAACAUCCAGGUCAUUGCCGGUGUCUUGGCGCAGACCGUGGCUCUUGAGCACUACGAGCGUCAGGUCGAAGCCAUCUUGGCCGAGUUUGAGAAGCUCAACACGCUCGUCGAGAAGAAGGGACCGCAGACCGCGCUCUUUGGUCUCUCGUGGUCGGGCGCCGAGACGACCGAGAAGGAGCAGCACCGCAAGCUCUUCCAGAUUGUCGCGACCAACAAUACGCUGCUCAUCGACCUCGUGAGCAAGCUGCGCGUCAUUGACCGCAAGCGGCCGGGCGACGCGGCAUGGACCCACACGCGCUACCACAACAUGUGGGAGACGCUCCUUGAAGAGUUUGAGCUCAGCGAGCGCUUCAACAACCUCAACUUCAAGCUCGAGCUCAUCCAGCACAACACCAAGUUCUUCCUCGAAGUGCUCAGUUCGUACAAGGGCACGCGCAUGGAGUGGUAUAUUAUUAUUCUGAUCGCCGCCGAGCUCGCGAUCAGCGCGUACGAGCUCGCGAUGAAGCUGCACUAAACGCCCCCGUCUGCCGAUCCACGCUCGCACGAUACUACGUACAUGCAGAGCUCGACCGAUAUACCAUUUUGUGCCAAAUCGAACUACUUAGACCCG